AUAAUUCCUCCAUCAGAACUGGUAGAUUCACAUCACUUUUGCCACUGUCAACUAUCACCACUGAACACGGUCGGAAUGUCGUUUCAGAUCACACCAGCGCGUUCCUCGCGCGUAACAAAGCCAAAGAGAACAAGUGCAGCUGCAGCAAUGGGUCUGAGGCGAUCCGUCUCGUCCCCUUCAUCAACAGCCACUCUGCGGAGAAAGUCCUCCCAGUCAAGUAAUUCCACAAUGACCAGCUCUUCGACUUGGGAAGACGACGAUGAAAAACUCGAUGACAUGGGUCUCGUAGCUUCUAUAGCCGCAGACCUCAAUCUCCGAGAUGUACCUCAGUAUAUAGAAUACAUCCAGAACAACAUGUUUGACCAACUUCCUACAACCGGCGCUGGUAUGUCGUCUACUCGGAUCCCUGAGGUUCUCAAUUUUCGCAGAGUACUACCGCCAAUUGUCACCGUGGCUCACAUAGAUGCCUUGGCCUCGUCCGCCACAGCCACAGAACGUGAAAUCGCAGAGUUGUCACGGGCAGGUAUUCUACGUAGAGUCAUAAUUCCUCGCCGAGGACUGGGUGCCGCCGCGAUAGGGGAUGGCAUUGUUUCGGUUCGAGAAUGGCAGAAACGAGUCGAAGCACAUCCAGACAUCUCAUCUGAUCUGAAAGAACAAUAUAUAUCGACUCUCCUCACAAAUCCUACAAAACAAUCGAUUCCAAACACGGCAUUCUCUCCUUCGUCUCUGAAAAUUCUCACAAGCACUGGCUUCCUCACCACGGCAACCUCCCCAUCUCAUCUCGACACCCGCACAACUUCCUUUGCAACAACUCAAAGUUCCAACCCCCUCUCCUCCCUCUCAACAUCCGCUUCCCGACACGCUGCAGGUUCUCUAGGCGCAGUAGGAGGUCGCGCUGCUUCGACGCACAUUCCCGGUGGGGUCGUCGUUUCACCCUCACCCUCCUCCCACCACGGCAACAUGCCCGUGACCUCAUACUACAACUUCUCUCUCCCCAACACCGGUGCACACGUCAAACUCGUCACAGAAGCACGUGCGCAUUUUCUCUCGCUUCUCGCAAAACGCAAGUUCAAGGAAGCCCCUUUGCAUGUGCUCAAGGAGCUGUGGGAUGGUGGUGUACCCGCGAGUAAAGCUCAACUGGAGAUUGCGGAGAAAAAGAGGGCUAGGAAGGAGUUCAAGGGCGUUCUUGCGGGCAGGACGAAGAAGUGGAAGGUGUUCUUCGGAUUGAGGUUCGAGUGGGUGUUGGCCGAGUGCGUGGGGGCUGGUCUCGUCGAGGUCUUUGAAACUGGUGUUGGGAAAGGGGUUAGGGUUGCUGGGUAA
Messenger RNA from Periconia digitata, 1320 nucleotides. The record is from the annotation of a GenBank genome assembly. NCBI's taxonomy places the organism in Eukaryota, Fungi, Ascomycota, Dothideomycetes, Pleosporales, Periconiaceae.